Brassicogethes aeneus is the source of this 3596-nucleotide messenger RNA. The record is from the annotation of a GenBank genome assembly. NCBI's taxonomy places the organism in Eukaryota, Metazoa, Arthropoda, Insecta, Coleoptera, Nitidulidae.
UGGCCUAUAAAACGGUGGAGUGUGUGGGGCUGGCGGCGAUAUAAAUUGAAGAUAAUUUACGUAACACAUCUCAGUCACGUAUAUUUAAUCUUGGCGGGCGGGUGAUAAACUUUGCGCCGAAACGGUCCGACAAUGGUGUCAAUGCAGCGGCAGUGAAAUUCGGCGGGGGUUGGCGGACCUGUUUACACAUAAAGGACCGCAACGGCCGAAAAGCGUUUUCGGUUUGAUUUUAGUUGGCUGGUAAUGACUUAAGUUUUGCUCGGUUGGGGGCCCUGUCCCGCAGCACUCUGAGAUACGAGUGUGCAUGUUCGAGCUUUGUUGGGGUCCAAACAAAACCUUAUUAUGUUUAAUAGUUUACCGCAGUUUGUUAAGAAAAUAUUGGAACUUGUAAAUAGCGGCGGUAUAUGGUAUUUUAAAUUUUUAUUCCAAUAAUUCAGUUGAUUUUAGGUGAAUUCGGAGGUUUGGGCCUAUCGUUUAGCUCACGCCCUUGCUCCUGACACUGACGAUAUGGACACAGUAUGGCCCCAGCAGCACACCGGCACACCUCAGGGAGAAGUCUUGUACUGUUGAUCCUUUGCCUCCAAACUAUAUGUCUUCAAGUUACGAGUGAAUGCGACCAGACGUUUGUAAGUAGACCGGGGAGCGCAUCGAACGGCACCUUUCACGCUCCAGAGUUUGUAAACGUUAAGGGGCACUCGCGCCAGUGCAUCUACACCUUCCUGGCUGGACCGGGACAAAGGGUGGAGAUCGUCUUCACCCAUUUCGCACUUCGUGGGACACCGCCAGAUGGAGCUGCCGUGGGAGACCUGCCUGCUUGUAUACACGAAUACAUGGACGUGUACUCUGAACUAAUCCACCCCGAGACAGCGGAAUUGAUAAACAGCCCUUUCGGGGGCAGGUACUGCGGCCCCAUUCCCCCCCGCAGACGGGUGUCACUGUACAGAGCCCUGGCGCUCAAUUUUCACACUGACAAGAACGUAUCUACGACGGAUCUCUUCAUCGGCAGAUACUCCUUCAUCAACGACUCGGAAUACGAAGUGGGAGUGCCGGUGGCUGGUUCCGGUUCCCCGUGCAAUUUCCUGGUGAAGGGUGCCGUGAAACCUUCGGGCGCCAUUUUGUCGCCCACGUAUCCGGGCGCCUACCCCAAAGCGCUCAACUGCAACUACCAGUUCCUCGGCGUCCCGGGCGAAAGGAUCAGGAUCGAGUUCAGGGACUUCGACCUCUUUUUCGGAGGUCCUCAUUGCCCAUUUGACUUCGUGAAGGUAUACGACGGUCCGGACAAUACUUCGGCCGUCAUAGGCACUUACUGCGGCCAGCAGCGGAACCUGGUCAUAUACUCGUCCGAGUCCUCGCUUCUAGUAACCUUUGUCACCCUCCCUCGCACUGCCAACACUCAAAAUAGAGGCUUCAAAGGCAUCUUCGAGUUCUCAAACUCUUUUACCAAAUUAGAUUUCAUAAGUAAAAACGAUGGUGUGCAUAUCCGCGGCACGGAGUGCGACCAGAAAAUAAUGAGCAAAAAGGAUUCCAGCGGUUUCGUGUUCAGUCCCAACUACCCCUUCCCCUACAUGCCGAAGCUGGUGUGCCGCUACUUCAUCUACGGCAUGCAGAACGCCCAGCAUCUCGAACGCGUCAAACUCGAGUUCGUCCUCUUCGAAAUACCCAAAGGCGCCAAGGGAGAUUGUUCCGAUGGUUAUUUAAAAAUAUACCUGAAGGGCCAAGAAACGACGGAUUCCUACGACAAAUUCGAUUACGAAAUGUGCGGGGAAGAGAGUAAACCGUCAGCCAUUGUAUCCGAUGGUCCUCGAAUGGUUAUGGUUUUUAGUAGCGGAGAACUUGGUAUGGGAAGAGGGUUUAAAGCCAACUAUACAUUUGAGACUGAAUAUCGCAUUCCGGGCACGGCCGCUCCCGACGGCAGCUGCACCUUCGCCUACCGCAGCUCGAGCAAAAAGCGCGGCGAGUUCAACUCGCCCCGCUAUCCUUCCAACUACCCGAGCGACACCAACUGCACGUACACCUUCCUGGCCACCAACAACGAGCAAGUCACGCUGGUCUUCGACAACUUCAAGGUCCGCGCCGACUCGGCCAACUCCACCAUCGGCUCCUAUGGAGUUCACGUGUGUCAGGAAGACUGGCUGGAGAUCUACAACAUGUACCGCGACGGCACCGAGAAGAUGGUGGGCCGGUACUGCGGCCUGACGGCCCCCGGGCCCAUCGAGUCGAACCGCGGCGCGACCGGGCUGAAGAUCGUCCUGCACGCCGACUCGGAGCUGGUGUACAGCGGCUUCAGGGCGCGCUACAGCUUCGAGACGGCCAAGAGCAUCUUCGGCGACUGCGGCGGCAACGUGAGCAGCCUGGACGCGGGCGUCGUCGAGAGUCCGCAGUACCCGGCGGAUUACGAGGCGCCGGCCAAGGGGAUGGCCUCGAAGAGCUGCCACUGGUACGUCACGGUGCGGCCCAAGUACAAGAUCCUGCUCAAUUUCGAGAGGUUUGCCGUCGAGGGAGACCCAGUCGCUCGAGGUUGUCCUGCGGCAGUUUUAAGAUUUUGGAACGACCUGACAGGACUUCCUGUGGAAUUAUGCGGAGAAAAAGGUGCCACUGAUAAGUGGCAAUACCUUUCAGUAUCCAAUGCAAUUCGAUUUAGUUUCGUAAUAGCCGACAAGGCAGUGGGGGCUCAGGGUUUCAAGGCCGUCUGGACGGAGGUGCUGGAAGGUCCCAGCUGCGACGAGUUUCAAUGCGAACAGAGCGGUUUCUGCAUACCGGACAAGCUGCGCUGCAACCAGGUUAACAACUGCGGGCACGAGGACACGUCGGACGAGGCCAACUGCGCUGUGGAAGAACCCCCCGAGGACCACUCCAUAGUCUACGUGUGCGUCAUCGGCGCCAUCCUCGUGGUCCUGGGCGCGCUGUGCAUCCUCUGCCACCGCAAGCGCCGCCGGCGCCGCCGCCUGAGGGGCGGCGGCAUCCACCACCCGCUGCAGAUGCCCGCGGCGUCGACCUCGUCGCUCCGCCGACCGCAACAGUUCUGCGAGGAGCUCGGGGAGCGGUUCGCCAGCGUGGACAGCGUCUGAUGUCGGCUUUUACCCCCUCCCCCCGCUCCCUCCCCGCCUUCCCCUACGGGACAUCCGCCGCGUCUUCGACGGUUACCGGUACCGUCAGCAAUAUGCAAAAUCUACAGGGUCAUCCGCGGUUGUAAAAGUAAUAAUUUUUAAUGGGGUAGUUACAUUUUUUCUGACCUAUACUUUUUAUGGUUUCAUUCAAGGCGUUUUGUAAUAUUAAACAUUUCUGUGAAAUCGGAAUUUCAAUUGAGUUUACCGUUUUCGAGAUAUUUACAAAAAAUAUAAAUUUUUAUGACGUCACAAAACUCGCCAUGUGACCAACAUUCUAAGAUUUCUAUUGGUUGAAAAUUACUCUGUUGUCAAGUUGUCUUGUUAAUGAUUUCAUUCGGUUAUGUCAGAAAAUACCCGAAGAGGUUAUGUACAAAUACUUGAGUGAAAGAUGGUCACCAAAUUCAUUAAGUACCUAUCUUCCUUAUUACGAGGUAUCAUAUUACUGUUUGAUAUUUUAGAGUCCAAGAUAUAUCUAAAAGAAUAUAAAGA